AUGGACCUGUCGGGUGCGGCAUCAUCUCUGUCGGGUGCGGCAUCAUCUUGCAAGCAGUUUGGACUUCUGGGAGCUUUGGGUGCCUUCCUCAUGGUCAACGUGGCAACGAUGGGAAUGUUCUGGUACGACAAGCAUCAAGCUAAGACUGGUGGCUGGAGAGUGCCAGAAAAGACCUUGCAGGGCACCGCAGCCUUGGGUGGUUGGCCAGCUGGUUACGUGGCGAUGCAGAUGUUCCACCACAAAACCAAGAAGCAGAGCUUUCGUGUUGGCUACCACGCAGCCACGGCCUGCAAUGUGGGCCUAUGCUCUGCCGGCCUUGCAAACUGUGUCGGGGCAGCUGGCCGCAGCAUUGGCAAGCACCAUAGCCCGGCGCGGCAACAGCGGGGCCGCGGCCGCGGCCGCGCUCGCCACUGA
Messenger RNA from Symbiodinium natans, 414 nucleotides. Lineage: Eukaryota; Dinophyceae; Suessiales; Symbiodiniaceae. The record is from the annotation of a GenBank genome assembly.